AUGAGCUCUCUGGUGGUUCCCAUAGAUUCAUGCUUUUCAGUAGAAAUCAACGACUACAGCACAGAAAUCUCACUGCCGAAGAUCUCACAAGCACCCUCAUCAUCAACAAUUGCUGUGUCUGCGCAUCAUGUGGAAGAUAUAAAAUGCCAGUCAGCGCCAUCUUUCCAACGUCAAGUUCUGUCUCCCAUCUCCCCUUUUUUGCACAGCUCCCCUGUUGUUUGCAAAUUGCUCCCUGAGUCCGGGGUUUCCUCAAUAAUGUUCUAUCUCGGCCUGGUACAACUGGGUGGACAUCAGUGGUGUGCAUUUCAUCUUCACAAAGCCAACUUAGGUCCCAACUUUCAUCUCAACUUGUGGGCCAACUUCAACAAAGUUGAGGAGGAAGUUGGCCAACUCUACCAUGAAACACCUUGA
This is a messenger RNA of Laccaria bicolor S238N-H82, 411 nucleotides long. RefSeq lists its product as uncharacterized. The transcript is spliced from 5 exons. The record is from RefSeq and is a predicted model, not a curated record. Bases 1 to 411 code for a protein of 136 amino acids. Lineage: Eukaryota; Fungi; Basidiomycota; Agaricomycetes; Agaricales; Hydnangiaceae.